CCCAAUUCUGCGGCCCAAGAAGGCCAUGAAUGCCCAUCAGGAAGAAGAGCCGAUCAGCUACGACAUCAACAUUCCUUACGUCGACGUCACCAAAGAAGUGCAUCUCCGCACCAGAUACCCUGAGUACCUUCCCACAUGGGACAAAGUGUGGUUUGACCCACUUCCUCCAUUUGAGUACCAGGAUCCUGCCCUGCGCGUAAAAGACAAGAGCAAGCCCAACCUUCUGACUCCGAACACGAAAGUGACGGAGAUUCAGCCGCGGAUCGGAAGCAUCUUGGAGGGGGUCCAGUUGAGCCAGCUCUCGGAUGCGGCUAUGGAUGAAUUAGCGCUGCUGAUUGCAGAGCGCAAGGUCGUUGCUUUCCCCGAUCAGGAUCUGAUCGAUGCUGGACCGGAGGAACAGGAGGCAUUUAUGCGACACUUUGGCAAGCCUAACUACCAGCCGGUCUCUGGCUCCAUGCGCGGCCACCCUGGAUUUCACAUUAUUCAUCGUGAUGGAAACCGUGAGGAGAUUACACGCUUCUUGGAGCAGCGUACAACAACCACACUCUGGCACCAAGAUGUGAGCUACGAGAUUCAACCCCCCAGCUAUGUCAUGCUAGGACUGCUGGAGGGUCCCGAGGUGGGCGGUGACACCGUCUUCUCGGCUACUGAUAUGGCGUACAAGCGUCUUUCUCCCACCUUCACCUCAUGGCUGGAUACACUGCGGGCAGUCCACUCCUCCGCCAAGAUGAUCAGCCACGCUCGCAUGACUGGUAGUUUGGUGCGCAAGGACGCUGUCGACACCGUCCACCCGCUUGUGCGCGUUCACCCGGUAACAGGCGAGAAAUGCCUUUUCGUCAAUGGGGAGUUCAUCACGAAGAUUCAGGGCCUAAAGGAGCCUGAGCAGAAGUGGUUGCUCGACUUUCUCAUGCAACAUAUCAUCACCGGACACGACUUCCAGGCCCGAGUCCGAUGGCAACCCAGGACAAUUGUCCUCUUCGACAACCGCAGCACCACUCACUCUGCCAUUGUCGACUACCUCGAUGACGACAACGGUGCUAAGCUCCGCCACAUCUUCCGUCUGUGUGCCUUGGGCGAGAAGCCCAUCCCUGUGUACGACCAAUUCGAGUAGAAUGGUUCUCGACCCCUCCAAUCAUUCUCUCCUUAUGAUAUACGCAUGUCUUUUCCGCAACGACGGCAGAUCUCUGGCGCGACCGGGUCAUAUCAGAAGUGAGAGAUAGCCUACCUUCGGGGAGUACUUCCACAACCGCCCCUUAUUCGUCUUGCGCUGCGAUUCGCUUUCGCCAGUUCUCCACAUCUGACUCCCAUUUCUAAUCAUUAUACCCUUUCUUCUGGGUCUUAUCUCAAGGAGUUAUUUCUGUUCUUUUCCCCUCUUUUUACUACUUCUAAUAUUUAUUUUGAUCCUCGAUUCGGCUCUUCAAA
Molecule: messenger RNA, 1422 nt
Organism: Aspergillus aculeatus ATCC 16872
Lineage: Eukaryota; Fungi; Ascomycota; Eurotiomycetes; Eurotiales; Aspergillaceae
Product: TauD/TfdA dioxygenase family protein
Exons: 3
Coding region: 26-1111 (361 amino acids)
Cellular component (GO): cytoplasm
Molecular function (GO): 2-oxoglutarate-dependent dioxygenase activity
Source: RefSeq, a predicted model, not a curated record